Venustampulla echinocandica is the source of this 672-nucleotide messenger RNA. RefSeq lists its product as uncharacterized. The transcript has 3 exons. The coding region runs from base 1 to 672 and encodes 223 amino acids. Lineage: Eukaryota; Fungi; Ascomycota; Leotiomycetes; Helotiales; Pleuroascaceae. The record is from RefSeq and is a predicted model, not a curated record.
AUGCUUAAGGCUUACGGAGAAGAUGGCUUCUAUGGUACUGAUAAAGAUCAGCGCACCCAAAUCAAGUUUGCUCUAAACGACCUCCUAGCUGAAGUUAUUUCUGAGGCAGACGGCAUAGUGCUUACUCUUGCUGCUGUAGCUAAGGUAGACAUGGCGACCAACUUCAAGCCUGUCCUUGUAUCUUGGACGAAGCAGCUCGUGCGACUGAGUUAUAUUCUUUUCCGUAACCCAGCAACUAAUGCGCCAAGACCCAGCGUAUUAUAUGUUAUACGCCGCACUCCGACCCGACCAAGCCUGGCGGCUGAUUUGCUAGCAAAUGCGCGUGGCGCAGCUAUGAUCCAAGGUACUAUAUCACUAGAUGAGGAGGACGAAGAAAACUGCACUUUCAUACUACCCGGAAUACAAUAUAAGCUUGGGGAGUGGCGCUGGAGAGAGAAGGCAAUCGCGGCAGCACUGGAGGCGUUUACUGCGGUCAGGGAGGAGGAGAAGCGAGUAUUUGGAGUGAAGUCGUUCUACUACUACAAGGAACAGCUCGUACUACUGGGCAUUCCGAUGCCAGCUGUAGUACCGGAUCCGGACGUAGUAGACGACGAGGGACUCGAGCAGGGGGGGGAAGAGGGUUUACUAUUUGCUGAGGAAGCGGAGGAGGCGGAGGGGGGAAUAAGGAUGUAG